Messenger RNA from Pterocles gutturalis (yellow-throated sandgrouse), 3368 nucleotides. RefSeq names its product PAS domain containing serine/threonine kinase (gene PASK). Gene Ontology annotation, molecular function: protein serine/threonine kinase activity; ATP binding. The annotation marks the transcript as partial. The transcript is spliced from 17 exons. Gene Ontology annotation, biological process: negative regulation of glycogen biosynthetic process; protein phosphorylation; intracellular signal transduction. Gene Ontology annotation, cellular component: nucleus; cytoplasm; cytosol. Lineage: Eukaryota; Metazoa; Chordata; Aves; Pterocliformes; Pteroclidae. The record is from RefSeq and is a predicted model, not a curated record.
CCCCUCUGAAGGGGGCCUGCAGCCUCCAUCAGUAGGCUCAGCCUUUGCUCACCCGAAUGACUCUGAUAAGCUAAGUAAAUCCUACCCCUGGGCCAGCAAGAGCAGGAAAAGUCAGCUCUCUGAACUCUGCCGGCUUAGAACAUCUCUGUCUGGUGGGGAGGAAUGGAGCUCUUACUGCUUAUCUUCACUGGCAGCUCAUAACAUUUGUACCACAAAAAUUAGUAACUCGUGGCCUCAGUGGGAUUCUGCCUCACUCUCCACUUCCAUUGGAAGUUCUGCUUCUUGCUCCUUUUUGCAUGCCCUCGCUGUGGAGGAAUCCAGACAGCACCUCCCAGCUGCUGAACGCAAUCCAAACAAAGCCAUCUUCACUGUGGAUGUCAACACAACAGAGAUCCUAGUGGCUAAUGACAAAGCCUGCAAGCUGCUUGGUUGCAGUAGUCAGGAACUCAUUGGUCAAAAGCUGUCCUGCUUCAUAUCCAAAUCCAGUCAAGAGGCAUGGGAAGCUGUGGGUGAGGAGUACAUAGAAAUUGAUGAACAUUCGUCAGUGAUUUCAGGAACUGUGGUGGAUGUCAUAGGCCGUCUCAAAGAGAAGAUCCCUGUCUUGGUUUGGCUGAGGCAAAUAAGAAGCAAGGACAACCAGCGUUGUGUUGUUGUGCUGGAACCAGUGGAAAGACUUUUGGCUUCUGUUUCCUUCAGAGUUGAUGGAGAGAUUACAUCAUGUGACCUCCUUUUUGCCCAUCUCCAUGGCUACCCAACAUUGGAAGAAGUAGUUGGGCUCUACAUAAAGGACCUGAUUCCUUCUGUGCAGAUUCCUCCUCUAGGCAAAAAAAUCCCAAAGAACCUCAGGAUCCAGCAAGCUGUAGGCCGAUCCAGAGACGGUAACAUGUUUCCUCUCAGUUUAAAGCUGCAAGUGAGUCCUCUGGAGGAGGACCAAGCGGCAGUGCAGAAAGAUGGUGUUCCACAGACAGACAAAGAAGGCGCUUUCACAAGCUAUUGUUACUCUGCUACAGUCGUAGUUUUCUCCACUAUCAGUGGUCUUAUUACUGUCCAGUCAGAUGGAACCAUCUGUGGCAUCAAGGAUAGUUUUGCUUUAAUGCUUUUUGGCUAUGAGAAGAAAGAACUGUUGGGAAAGAACAUUAUGUUCCUGAUCCCUGGUUUCUAUAACAACAUGGAGAGAAGCAGUGACUGUUCUUUGCCGUUACCUCCUCUUGACGACUCCAUGGGGACAGAGAGCGACAGCUUCUUGGCUGCAUCUUCAGCAAGCCUUCUGUCAAGAGAUGAAGAGCAGAAAUGGGAAAGAAGACACAAAGAUGACAAAUUAAUACAUGCUGAGACUAAAGAAAAGAAUGGGACCAGUUUAUUUUCUACUCCCUCACUUCCUGAAGUGGCAUCCACGCCGUCUAAUAGGCUAGAAGACAAUCUAGAUACCGCGUCCUAUGGUGCAAUUAAACCACCUUCUGAUGUUACUUGUAACUCACCUGGGACACCAACAAUAGAUGAACCGUGGCCUGGGACAACACCAGGCUGCAGGCAAGUCUUUCAAAGCUGCACGGUUACAGGGCAGUUGUCAAAAACAAACUUGAUGUGCGAUGCAAAAUGUUCCAGCCUUGAGCACGUCAUCGUUGAAAACUGCCCGCUAAAUGAUGCUUCAUCCUUCUUUGCAAAUGGAAGAAAUACUAUCCACGAUGUUUGCUCAGGAAAUAAAACAGGUUGUAGUGCUUUUGCACCAGGAGUUGCUGCAACCUCUGAAGAUGUUAAAGAAUCAGACACUGAGCUGAACUGUGUUUGCUCUGGUUUUGAGGCACUGGGUCUGAAUAUUGGUGUCAAGGGGAACUCGGACAAUUGUUCGGCUAUUACUGCAGCUCUUAUAGGAGCAUCCUCCUCUCAAGCAGUGGACUCGGCUGUAGGCAAUAUGCUAACUCAGAAAACCAGUGCCUUUUCAACUGGGGAAGAAAAGCAGCUGUCGAAUGUUGGUGCCAUAGAAGAUGGUUCUGGCUGGCUGGCCUCCCAAAGGGAAGAAUCCUCCAAAGCAUUUCUUGAGAAGCCUGAAACUCUCACAGAGACUGUGGGGGCCAACAUCAACAGAAACCCACUGAAAAGUGAAGGUAGUCCUGCAGAAGACCGUCAGUUGCAUGGACAGCAAAAUAUGGAGAUAAAAGUAACAUCGACUCCAGUGAAACGAGAAGGAAGGCUGAAUCCAGCAGCUCCACUGAUGCUGGAGAUUCUGGAAGGCAGCUAUACUGGGAAUUGCUGUCAUAGAGAUGGUUCACAAUUAAGUAUACUCUUUGAAGUGAAAUGUAUAGAACUGCAGGACCAUGCCAUCCUUUUCUGCAUCUGGGUGGUGAAAGACCUUCUACAGAGCCAGAAAGAAGCUGUAGCAAAGACGCAGCUUUUGCUCUCCAGCCUAGCAAGCUCUGCCCAGUCUACUGCGGAUCUUUCUACACAUAGUUUUGGAGAAGCCAUCAGAUCAACUUCACUUUUUGAGAAUUCCCAAAGAGCUGAAGAGCUUGAAGGACUAAGGGCAUGUGAGGGGGAAUAUGCAAAAAAUUACAACACACUCAUUCUCAUUGGCAAAGGAUCUUUUGGCUUUGUCUGGACUGCUAGAAGCAAGAAAGACCACCAGGAGGUUGUUGUGAAGUUCAUCUGGAAGGAGAGAGUGCUUGAGGACUGCUGGGUAGAUGAUCCUGAUCUGGGGAGAGUUACUCAAGAAAUUGCAAUCCUGUUGAAGCUGCAGCACCCCAAUAUCAUUAAGGUGCUGGAUAUAUUUGAAAAUGAGCACUUCUUCCAGCUGGUGAUGGAGAAGCAUGGAUCUGGGCUGGAUCUCUUUACAUUCAUUGAUAAUCAGCCCAACUUGGACGAGCCGUUAGCAAGCUAUAUAUUCAGACAGCUUGUAUCAGCUGUUGGGUAUCUCCACUGUAGAAACAUCCUUCACAGAGAUAUCAAGGAUGAAAACAUUGUCAUUGCUGAAGAUUUCACAAUUAAAUUAGUGGACUUUGGUUCAGCUGCCUACCUGGAACCCGGCAAAUUGUUUUAUACCUUCUGUGGGACAACUGAAUACUGCUCACCAGAAGUGCUGUCUGGCAAACCGUACCACGGCCCUGAGCUGGAGAUGUGGUCACUUGGUGUCACACUUUAUACCCUGGUGUUUGGAGAGAAUCCCUUCUGUGAGCUGGAGGAGGCCAUGGCAGCUGUCCUGAACCCUCCUUGGCCUGUGUCAAAAGGUCUCAUGAACCUCAUGGCUGGGCUUUUGCAUCCUGUUCCUGAGCAGCGCACAACUCUAGCCAUGUUAGUAGAGGAUUGUUGGCUGAAGCAGCCCGUGAACCUGGGUGAUUACACCUGGGAGGAGGUGUACAUCUCCACUGGGACAG